AUGCGCGUGCUCGAGGACUGGGCGGCGCGUGGCCACGUGCGGCGCUUCCAGGCGGCUGCGCGGGAGCGACACGCAGCAGCACGACGGGACCAGUCGUUGCGUGUCGUCGCCGCCAUGCACGACCUCGUGGACGAAGUCGUUCGAACAGAGCUCAUCCCGGAUCUCUUGAUCGAGCUCUUCACAUCGCAGACGUCGACAAUAGAGGCUGCACCACGACACGAGCACGCCGCGGAGGCAGUGUAUGCCGGCGUCCUCGACAGCGUUGUGCGCUCGCUUCUUUUGGACAUUGUGCACACAACGAUCCAGCGUCUGGUCCAAGAUUUCCUGCAGACCACAAACACGGGACCAGACGACGACCCACUCGAGUUGUUGAUGGACGCCCUGCUCACGGACCUCUUGCAGCCGCGACUGCUCGACGUCGUCCACGAGACCAUUGCGCACCUCGUGACGACCUACUUGACGGACUCGGACGCGUCCAGCGUUUACAGCGCGCUGCUGCGGGACGAACUACGCUCCGUCGCAUGCAGUGCCGUCGACGACGAGCGGUGCCACGGUGUGUGGUCUGUCGUGUGCGCCGAGACGCUGCCGUCACUGCUGACAGAGAUGGUCACAGCCGCUGUCCAAGAGGCCAGAGACGCCAACGCCGUUCGUUUGGCGGUGAAGGAUCGAGUGCUCAUCGAAGACGCCUCGACGAGCCUUCUGAAUCACGCGCUGCUCACGAGCGUGCUGCAACUUUUGGCGCAGCAAGGCGACCGCAUUCUGUUCCAGGAUGCAUGUGAUCAAAUGCUGUCGCAUGCGAUGCUGGCCGCGCUUCUCGAGCGCUUGGUGCGCACCGAGGGCAGCGUCGAUGCAACUAGCCGUGUCCUUGUGGAUUUGCGCAACCGAAUUCUGCAGCAACACCUCUUUGAGGUCCUCUCGGUCUGCGUCGCCACCGACUUGGACGCCUACGAGGCGCAUCUCGCCGACCUGGAAGGCGACUAA
Saprolegnia parasitica CBS 223.65 is the source of this 981-nucleotide messenger RNA. RefSeq lists its product as hypothetical. Lineage: Eukaryota; Oomycota; Saprolegniomycetes; Saprolegniales; Saprolegniaceae. The coding region runs from base 1 to 981 and encodes 326 amino acids. The record is from RefSeq and is a predicted model, not a curated record. The transcript has 7 exons.